UAGCUUUGCUGCAAAUGCUAUGGUGCCUCCAGCAAACGAAUAGAAUAAUCCAAGCUGACAGUAUUCUUCAGCCGCCCUUCAAGUUGUUGUUCUUGGAGAAAAGUUAACACAAUUUGAUACUGUGCUUCAAUUCAGUGUUACUUAGCUCUUGACUUCCAGGUGAAAAGAGUCAGCCAAAUAACAACAUUUUCAUUUUUUGAUAAGGCCAUUCAAUUAAACAUCUGAAAUUCAGGAGAAUCGGGCGAAAAAUGAAUAAUUUACAACGUGUUUUCCAAAGAGGUCAUAUCCGAGAUAAUAAAACCAGCGCCAUGUUUUGCCAAAAGUACCAUCGGGCCUUGCGCUAUCUUGAUAUAGUACGUCAUGUAAGACGACGUCAAGCGACAACCGGAAAUACGUCUGAGUUCGUAGGCUACGAAAUGUCAUGGUUUCCAAAAAUUUGCAUCUCGCUGAAUAUUCAUGAACAUAAACAGGACGGAAAAUGUUUUAUUAGUUUAAACAGUGAAAAUUGGGUGAUAAACUUCCAAUAUUCUGCACAACAUAUAUUGAGUUCUUCUACCGCUGUGACAUAGUUUUUCUUUUAGUGAUGGAAGGGAUCUGAUAUCAAUGGCGGGAAAAGCUAAAGAAUUGGAAUGUCGCAGAUGACCCAGAAUCAAAAGUCGUUGUCGCACUGAAAAACAUUGCGGCUUUCUUUAGCAACGGAAGAAUCCAGCUGUUAAAAAGUCUUUGCUGGAAUCCAAAGUAUAACGUUCAGUCAGGAUCACAGCCUAUUAAGUUACUUGGCAGCACGGGAGAAUGUCUGGAGACCGUCGCACCCUGUUUUGGCGAUCUGUUGUUUGUUGUUUGCUUUUAUCGUUUGCGCGAGUCGCUCAGAACUUUCCAAAUCAUGGCAGUCAGCUUUUUCUAGGAUUUAAUUAUUGGAAUAAUCGUUACUCCUUGAGCUAUCCCGAUUGGCCCGGAUUUUGGAACAACAACAAUAAUGGAAGAGUACAGUACAAUCGCGAUAAUUCAGAGUUCAAUGUAGAGUCUUGCGGCGGUUGUUCCUGCAGCGACCAAACAGCUACCAUAACCUGUACUGGCCCAACUGUAAACGUUAGGAACAGAGCGGUAGAGAAGCUGAGCACUGAGGACCUUGCAGUCACUAUUGAAGACAUAACAAUUUUCAACUCUGGCUUGGCAUAUAUUGAUGCCACAGCUUUUCACAACUUGACAAGUUUAAAGACAUUAAAUUUGGCUGAAAAUGCACUGACUGACUUUCCAGAUAUUUCAAAGAAUGCUGCACUGGAAGAGCUUGACUUGUAUGCAAAUAAAAUCCAACUGUUUAUCCACAACUUCACCAACUUGCCAAAGGCUUUGGUUAGAAUUAUUCUGAUUGAGAAUGAGAUUGACUGGAUUCCGAAUGAAUGGUUUGAUUUACCCAACCUAGAAUACAUAGCCCUUAGCAAGAACAAGUUAAAGAAGUUCCCUGGUGGAUCUUUCAUAAACUGCCAGUCACUACGAUAUCUGUCUGUGGAUCAGAAUGAGAUUGACAGCCUCACCGUUCCUAACAUGCGACCUUUCGUUGGAAAUGACUCCCAGCUUGUUCACUUGUGAGUUUUCUUUUUUCUUAUUCAGAGGUAUACUAAGUACAGUUGCAGCUGUAUAAAGCAACUACAGAGCAGACUCAGAAUCAAUUUGAAUAACUCAAAAUUAUUUACAAGCGUAGGGUUUAUUUCCUGAAACUGAGUG
Orbicella faveolata is the source of this 1725-nucleotide messenger RNA. RefSeq lists its product as uncharacterized. Gene Ontology annotation, molecular function: protein binding; calcium ion binding. Gene Ontology annotation, cellular component: extracellular region; membrane. The record is from RefSeq and is a predicted model, not a curated record. Gene Ontology annotation, biological process: homophilic cell-cell adhesion. NCBI's taxonomy places the organism in Eukaryota, Metazoa, Cnidaria, Anthozoa, Scleractinia, Merulinidae.